Arabidopsis thaliana (thale cress) is the source of this 1095-nucleotide messenger RNA. RefSeq names its product Nuclear transport factor 2 (NTF2) family protein. The record is from RefSeq and is marked reviewed. NCBI's taxonomy places the organism in Eukaryota, Viridiplantae, Streptophyta, Magnoliopsida, Brassicales, Brassicaceae. Bases 113 to 946 code for a protein of 277 amino acids. The transcript is spliced from 6 exons.
UUCGCAAACUCCUCCAAUGAUCUUCACAUUCUCUUUACCAUAAUUAAAAUUCUCCACCAAAAAUAACAAAAUUAUUUAUUUGUCGCUUGCUGAAGCGAUUCAUAUUACAACAAUGGCCUCCAUGGUUAAUGUUACGAGUAUAAUAGUUACGAGAAAUCUCAUCACCAAAUUCAAAACUCCACGGCUCAAACUAGAUCUACCUUCUCUACAACAUUCUAGCCAGUUGAAUGCAAUCAAGAAUGAUCCAAUAAAAAUGAUAAAUAAGUACGCUUCAAGGAGAAAUAUCGUGGUUUCAUGUUUGGAUCGACCUAACUCUAGGCCGAAUCAAAUCUCUGGGUAUGAUGCUGUUAUGAAAUUUUAUUCCUCUAUAAACGAGAAGAAUCAAGACCAAUUAAGUAGUUGCAUCUCCAGCGAUUGUUUUAUCGAUGAUUUCUCCUUUCCAAAGCCUUUUCGAGGGAAACAAGAAGCUAUGGAGUUCUUCGAAGAACUUGUGAAGAGUAUGGGACAAAACGUUAAGUUUUGUGUUGAAAAUGUGUGUGAAGGUGAUGGACAUAGUGCUGCUGUUAAUUGGCAUCUUGAAUGGAAAGGACGAAAAAUUCCCUUUACAAGAGGAUGUAGCUUCUAUGAAUUUAUAGAUGAAGGAGGAAGACUGGUUAUAAGAAACGCGAGGAUUUUGAUUGAAUCGCCAAUUAAACCGGGAGGAAUAACAUUGAGCCUGUUAAAGAACAUCACCUUCUUGUUCGACGAAUUUCCAAAAGGAGCUGAGUUGUUUUUGGAAAAACCUUAUGCUAUAAUCCAAGCAGCAAUUCGAAUUUAUGGACUAUUUUUGGCGCCACUCAUAAACCAUGUAAUGGCAAGCUACCUGAAGCUUCUAAGCAAUAUGGCCGAAUUCUUCUUAUUGGUCGUCAAAAUUAUCAUCAAAAUUCGAAACCUCUUCUUCAAAUAGAAGAAACAAGGACUGCAUACUUUUAUUCUAAAUCAUCUUUUUCCUAUAUUUGAUGAUAUUAUUUUACUAACCGUAUAUGAUUAUUUGUACUUUCAAAAAAAAAAAACAUUAACAAUCUUGAGGGGUUGGUAAUUAGAGAUAUUAAAUUA